ACUGACAGCUCAGCUUUUUUUUAAUUUAAAUGGGACGUUCCUGGGACCUUUAUAUGCAAGCCUGCCCAUAAAAGUAGAGCUGCACAUAUCAGCACAGACAAAGAAACAGAAAGGCAUAGUGAGAGAGAGGAAGAAAGAGAGAGGGACAGAGACAGAGAGUGAGAAUGAGAGCGAGUGAACGAGUCAGAGGUUAAAAGGAGAGAAGCUUACUUCGAAGCAGUACUCAGUCCUUGGAGAGAGACGUGGAAAGGCUGACCCGCAGCGCAGAUGGGACGACUCAGACGCACUGUGAGUGAGAGUUCCAGGCUCAAGGAAGCCCAUCAAGAGAAUGGAGUCAUUCAGACGACGGCCACGCAGUACAGCUCUGUCUCCCCUCCAGCCUCCCCGGUGUCCCAGGAGGAGCCCUUCUCCACCUACUUUGAGGAGAAGGUCCCCAUUCCAGAGGACAUCAGUGAGAUGGGGUUCAGCUUCCGGAAGCUGUGGGCUUUCACAGGACCCGGGUUCCUGAUGAGCAUCGCCUACCUGGACCCAGGGAACAUUGAGUCAGACCUGCAGUCUGGUGCCGUAGCUGGGUUUAAGCUGCUCUGGGUGCUCCUGGGGGCCACCAUCAUAGGCCUCCUGCUGCAGAGGCUGGCAGCCCGGCUGGGCGUGGUCACAGGAAUGCACCUGGCAGAAGUGUGCCACCGGCAGUACCCCAUGGUACCGCGCAUUAUACUUUGGCUGAUGGUGGAGCUGGCCAUUAUUGGCUCAGACAUGCAGGAAGUCAUUGGCUGCGCCAUCGCCUUCAACCUCCUCUCCAUGGGCAGGAUUCCUCUGUGGGGGGGUGUUCUCAUCACCAUCAUCGAUACCUUUGUUUUCCUCUUCCUGGACAAAUAUGGUCUAAGGAAACUUGAGGCCUUUUUUGGGUUUCUUAUAACAAUUAUGGCUGUCAGCUUUGGAUACGAGUAUGUGGUGGUGCGUCCGGACCAGGGGGAGGUCCUAAAGGGGAUGUUUGUGCCUUAUUGUGCCGGCUGCGGCACGCCGCAGCUGGAGCAAGCUGUGGGCAUUGUGGGUGCUGUUAUUAUGCCGCACAACAUCUACCUGCACUCCGCCCUCGUCAAGUCCCGGCAGGUCGACCGCAGCAACAAGAAGGAGGUGAAGGAGGCCAACAAGUACUUCUUCAUUGAGUCGACUAUUGCGCUCUUUGUCUCCUUCCUUAUCAAUGUCUUCGUGGUGGCUGUGUUUGCUGAGGCCUUCUACAACAAGACCAACUGGGAAGUGAAUAUGAAGUGUAAUCAGAGCAGCAGUCCCCACACUGAUCUCUUCCCCCCAGUAAACACCACCCUGCAGGUUGACAUCUACAAAGGGGGCGUGGUGCUCGGCUGCUUCUUCGGCCCUGCGGCUCUCUACAUCUGGGCAGUUGGGAUCCUGGCCGCAGGCCAGAGCUCCACCAUGACAGGGACCUACUCUGGCCAGUUUGUCAUGGAGGGCUUUCUGAACCUGCACUGGUCACGUUUCGCCCGUGUGCUGCUCACUCGCUCCAUCGCCAUCACACCCACGCUGCUGGUGGCCAUCUUCCAGGACGUGCAGCACCUGACGGGCAUGAACGACUUCCUCAAUGUACUGCAGAGCAUGCAGCUGCCGUUUGCCCUGAUCCCAAUCCUCACCUUCACCAGUCUCACCUCCAUCAUGAGCGAGUUUGCCAACGGACUGGUGUGGAGGAUAGCUGGAGGGGUGGUGAUCCUGGUGGUCUGCGCCAUCAACAUGUACUUCGUGCUUGUCUACGUGACCACCCUGAACAGCGUGCUUCUCUAUGUGUUGUCCGCCCUCCUGUCCGUUGCCUACCUGGCCUUCGUGGGUUACCUGGCCUGGCAGUGCCUCAUCGCUCUGGGUGUGUCCUGUCUGGAUGUGUGCAGCAGGGUAAGGAACGGGCCUGCAAUGUUAAUAGAGGAGCAGCCGGAAUUCGACUCUUAAAUGGGCCCCCAGCAGAAUUCCCACAAUCCUUUUCAGCAUGCUUCUCAAAGUGAGGCUGUCCAGGAGAGGGCAUUGGGAUAUUGGAGGCGGCUUGAUCAAGCAGAUGUGUGUUUUUAAACUGGUAUGACUGCACUUGUAUUCCCCUCCAAAAUCAAACUAGAGGCACAGAGGUAUGUUUCUUUUAAGCAUACCUUUGUACCUUUUUCGCUUCUUGCUUUAGGUCACCAUAACACAAUGAUAGCGUUUCAUAUGAUUUAACGCGAUUUAGAGGAUUUUUUUGGUAUAACCCAUAACUGUUUCCUCAUUUUUCCAAACAUCCUGAAUUAAGUAAGUCAGCCUUUAUGAUUAUUUUUAACAUGUAUUUUACAUAUUUUAUUUUUUGUUAAUAUUUAAUUUAGUAUUUCUGGGUAUUUUGUGUGCCUUUGGGUCCAGACGGAUGUUUUAGAAUUCAAACAGCUGCUGUUAUUUGUCAGUUCAAGUUCAUUCAUUUAAUGACUGCGGUAGAACAGAACACUGAAUUACUAACAUUAUGUAUAACUUGAUGGAAGAAAUUGCUCAUUAUGUUUUAGAGAGAGCAGCUACAAUGUGGAUACCUUCUUCGGUUUAGGAACUGAAGAGGCAGGCGUGCUUAUAAGCAGUCCAGCCUUUUCCAAAGCCGAGCAUAACGCGACCACUCGCAGUCUGAGUGGAGUGAACAGUGUUUCCUCUUGGUUCUUGAUGGUAUCAUUACAAAAUGCUCAGUUUUUGGAUCUGCAGGUCUUUUUGAAUAACAGAAGCUUGUUCGUAGAGCUGCAGAAUAUCUUCAGUGUGCAGAACAUGAAGGCACAACUGCAGGUGUUUGAUGCUUACUGUAUGCCAUGACCCGGUGUCCAAUAACAUGAAGCUGUUUACCAGGUUGUAAGCUGUUUAGUCAGAUAUAAUGAAUCUCAAAUUCUCAGUUUAAAUGUGAAAUAUUUGGUAUUGUGUGUUUUUGUUGUCCCUUUCCCUCUGUGUUGCCCAUCAGUAUUUUAAUUUGCAUGCCAUUGGUGCAGGACGUUGCAGACCCACCAGUGUUUUUUGUACAAUAUUUUAUUAUGAUUAUUAUUGACAUCAUCAGGUCAUUUCUUAAUUGGAUUUGGAAAGUGAGUCUGUCGUUGAUAACGUCUCCUAGAAUAAGCCAGAAGUCUUCCUGUUUUUUUUUUAAUGUUGAUUUACUGGUGGAACCCUAAACGUAUUGAAACAAGCUUGUUGUGAGAAACCAUAGCAGCGGUGUGAAUCAACGACAGAUCAUGUGUGGAAAUCUCUCUGGCUGAGGCCUCGGGUGGUAUUGCAGUAGAAAAGAGGGAAGGGCUGGUACAUUCAUUCCAGCGUGACAGAUGGUGACUCUGCACCAUAGAGCCACCCAGUAACACAACCGUCCUACCUUCAUGGACUUUGAGGGUUUCCGAACGACUCUCCCAAUUUACCUGUUAUUUUUAAUAUAUUUUCAAGCACAGGUUUCAUUAAACCAGAUCACUAUUGUCUGUAUGUGCGUGUGCCUCUUGACAUCACUGCACAUUGUGAACCUUUCCGUUAUAACAUUAUACUUGAGUUUGAUUUUCCGUUAUUUUCAGUUACCGUGUAGCAUUCUCAUUAACAAAGCUGAUUGGAUCAUUUUAAGCACUGGAACGGAAUGGGUACUUGAGGCAGCUGAGCCAAGACUGUAUCAUUUUCCUCUGGACUGCUGUACUUUCACAAACACAAAUUAUCAUUGUUAAUGUUCAGAAAGGCCUUGAAGAAACAAACAACGUUGACUUGUUUAAAACUUUGUAGCAGUUCUAAUCAGUCACCCAAAACUACUGUUGUAACUGUUUUAACUCAGUUUUAUUGCCUCGCUGCACCUAAGAGAACAUGUAUUUCUUCAACCAUACAAAAAUGGAACUGUGAUUUCCUUAUUCUUCCAAUGUAAUAGACAAAAUAUACAUUUUCAACUCAGCUUUUUUUGGACAUGAUGUUCAGUUAUGUUAAACUCUUUAAAAUUCUUAAGCAUAUUGAUUCUGGGUGAUACUGCAGAUUACGUAUUUGCUGUCAGUUAAAUCGAAUUAAAAAGACGUUUGGCCUUAAGCCAUCAAUGCUUUGGUCGUAUUUGUCCCUCUGUCUGUUUGAUGGGUGUGACUGCACCAGGAAGGCCCUCGCAGCUCAGCUGAACUUUAAGAACUGCACAAGGGCCAUUCUUGAACAUGGCACAGGCAAGAUGCUCAACGGUGUUGUCUUUUACUUCAUCGACCAAUUAAAAAAUGUGAAAGAAAU
This is a messenger RNA of Megalops cyprinoides (Indo-Pacific tarpon), 4221 nucleotides long. It is a transcript of the gene slc11a2, whose product is annotated as solute carrier family 11 member 2. NCBI's taxonomy places the organism in Eukaryota, Metazoa, Chordata, Actinopteri, Elopiformes, Megalopidae. Gene Ontology annotation, cellular component: plasma membrane. The record is from RefSeq and is a predicted model, not a curated record. The coding region runs from base 268 to 1953 and encodes 561 amino acids. Gene Ontology annotation, molecular function: cadmium ion transmembrane transporter activity; manganese ion transmembrane transporter activity; iron ion transmembrane transporter activity. The transcript has 15 exons. Gene Ontology annotation, biological process: metal ion transport.